Messenger RNA from Ananas comosus (pineapple), 1572 nucleotides. RefSeq names its product basic leucine zipper 19-like. Gene Ontology annotation, biological process: DNA-templated transcription; regulation of transcription by RNA polymerase II. The coding region runs from base 420 to 1148 and encodes 242 amino acids. NCBI's taxonomy places the organism in Eukaryota, Viridiplantae, Streptophyta, Magnoliopsida, Poales, Bromeliaceae. Gene Ontology annotation, molecular function: DNA-binding transcription factor activity, RNA polymerase II-specific; RNA polymerase II cis-regulatory region sequence-specific DNA binding. The record is from RefSeq and is a predicted model, not a curated record. The transcript has 3 exons.
GAUCCUCACGCGCGCUAGGGUUUAAUUUCUUUCUCUUUUUUCUUUUCUCCCCUAAUUUAACAAAUUUUUUUUAUUUAAUUCGAUUAUUAGAUCUUAAAAUCUUCUAAAUUUUCAAUUUUAAUAAUCCCAUAACCUUGCUUUCCACUUUGGGUUUCCCCCUUCCUCUUCCCGUCCUUCGCCUUUCUAGGGUUUCUAGAGUUUGCGCUCCGAAUUUCUAGGGUUUUCUCUCCAUGGGAACGUCGACGUGUCUCAUACUCUCGUGCUUCGCUGUUUGCCCUCAAAUCCACGAAAUUGAGUCCAAAUUUUGGUUUGUUCCCUUCUAAUUCAUUCAAUUUGUAAUCAAAGUUGCGAUCUUUCUCUGAACACAUAUUCAAAAUUAGGUUUUUGUGAAGCACAAAUUUCGUAGGAUUUAAUCAAUCAUGGAGGAAAACAUAGGCUUCUCUGAAUCGGAUAUGUUCUCGACACCCAUUAAUGGCGAAGACCCCCUCCUUAGCUGCUCCAUGGAUAGCAUCUUCGAUGAGAUCCUCAAAGACACCCACCACCACGUGUGCACCCACACCCACACGUGCAAUCCCCCGGCCCCCGGCCCUGACCUCUCGCACACGCACACGUGCUUCCACGUGCACACGAAGAUCCUGUCGGCGCCCGCUGAUCGAUCGGCUGAGUCCGCCGAGAAGAGCUCGUGUCCAAAGAAGCGGCUUCGCGGUAACAGGGAUGCGGUGAAGAAGUACCGGGAGAAGAAGAAGGCGCACGCCGCCUCUUUAGAGGAGGAGGCGGCCAAAUUGAGGGCUUUGAAUCAGCAGCUGAUGAAUCGGCUUCAGGGAGAAGCUGCGCUGGUGGCGGAAGCAGCGAGGCUUCGGUGCUUGCUCGUCGACAUACGAGGAAGGAUCGAAGGAGAGAUUGGGUCGUUCCCGUACCAGAAGCCGAUGAGGCGGGGCGGAGAAUUGGUCUCUAUGCACUUUGUGAGCCCUUGCGAUUUCUGCUGCGACGAUCAAGCGUACUGCGGUUAUCCGGGGAUGCGUCUGAAAAAUAUCGAGGGAAGUGAUGUGACGAUGGAUGGUCGGGGAUCGGGAGUUUGCGAUGUUGGGAGUGGUCGAUGCAGGGGGAGUCCAAGUUCCGGAUCGAAGAACUUGCAAAAGGAAAAGUGAUGCAUUUAGGGUGUUCAUCGAAUGACGCAGAGAUUUAAGGGUGUCCGUCGAUGGUCGAUCUGCUGUUGACGACAAGCUGAUUUCGUUGCUUGCAUCAUCUCCUGAAGAUAUUCGUCGAACAUCAACAGUGUUUCAUCUGUCUCUUAGUUUGUUCAUUUAAUGCCCCUUAACUUGUUCAUUUAAGUAGGCUUAACGCAAAACUCGUGCAGCUAUUAUCAUUGUUGAUCCUUCAAGUGAGGGUACUACCUUUCUUAUUGUAUUCUAUUCCUUGGUUCUUUUGUGAAAUAUUUACAGUAGAUAGUAGCAUGUAAUAAUAAAUCCAUAUAGGCACUGUUGUGUGAGGUGCUUGCUUUGUUAAUCUUAUGUACUCUUUGUUUCAAUGUCGCUUAUAUUAAUACAAAAAAUUAACUCGCUUUAUCGCCAA